This is a messenger RNA of Scophthalmus maximus (turbot), 2556 nucleotides long. Its product is annotated as proline-serine-threonine phosphatase-interacting protein 1. Gene Ontology annotation, cellular component: cytoplasm; actin filament; plasma membrane. Gene Ontology annotation, biological process: actin filament polymerization. Gene Ontology annotation, molecular function: actin filament binding. NCBI's taxonomy places the organism in Eukaryota, Metazoa, Chordata, Actinopteri, Pleuronectiformes, Scophthalmidae. The coding region runs from base 173 to 1429 and encodes 418 amino acids. The transcript has 15 exons. The record is from RefSeq and is a predicted model, not a curated record.
UCCGGGCCACUCAGGGUUUGAAACGAGGCUCACUUGCAUGAGUAUCACCUGACCCUCAACAACUUUAUUUUCAAAAAUGUUGGUGGGUGAUUAAGCUCUGAUCAAAGUCCUGGAGGAGAAGUUGAUUUAGAGGAAAGCAACUGUGUCGAGUUUCGUGGAAGUAACAAACGAGAUGGAACGUUUGAUGUUUAAAGACGCUUUCUGGGGGUCUGAUUUGACUUGUCAUGCUGGGUACGACGCUGUGAUACAAAGGUUACGAGAUGGAAGGCACAUGUGCAAAGAUGUGGAGGAGCUUUUGAAGAUGAGGGCACUAGCAGAGGAGAGGUACGGGAAGGAGCUGGUGACUAUCGCUCGCAAAGCCGGAGGACACACAGAGAUCAGCACCUUGAGAGCAUCCUUUGGCCAAUUAAAAACACAAAUGGAGACCAUUGGGAACUUUCACAUCCAACUUUCUGAUAUAUUGAAAGAGGAGGUGAAAAAGAUUGAGACAUUCAGAGAACGUCAGAAAGAGCAGAGGAAGAAGUUUGAAAGCAUCAUGGAGAAGGUUCAUAAGAAAAAAGUUUUUUUGUUCAAGAAGACCUUGGAGUCGAAGAGGAACUAUGAACUGAGAUGCAAGGAGGCUGAUGAGGCCGAACAGGGAGCUGAAAAGACCCCCGGAACAUCCAAGAACUCAGAAAAGGUACGUCACAGGGCCAAGCAUUGCAGACAGUCGGCCAAUGAAGCAGAGAAGCUGUACUCCACCAACAUCACUCAGCUGGAGGGUGAUCGACAGGAUUGGGAAGAAACACACAAAAGCACGUGUGAGGUGUUCCAGCAAAUGGAGGGAAAUCGUAUCAGCAUGCUCAGGUGUGCUCUCUGGGACCACUGCAAUCUUUUCUCCAUGCAGUGUGUCAAAGAUGAUGAGUUUUACGAGGAAGUGAGGAAGCUUCUGGAGCAGUGUGACAUCACGACAGACAACAACCAUUUCAUACAGACCAAAGGCACGGGAUCGAGGCCUCCAGAGCCCAUCGUGUUUGAGAGCUACUACCAGGCGGAGAUGUCGGGACACAGCAAUGGCCAAGCUCUUAUCGCAAGAGGAGGAGAAGACAUGAUGAGGAGGCGCCCGGAAUCAAUUCUUGGAGGCUCUGUGAACAUCAGUGUGGACAGUCCUCAGAACUCACGAUCAUCAUCUGUUGGUGAAUUUGAGCUUUUAGGUGGAGGAUAUGCACCAAUCACAGGCUUCGAGCAGGAAAUGUCACUGGCCACAUACACGGCUGAUGAAGAGAGCUACUGUGUGCUUUUCGCAUACACUGCUCAGGAAGAGGAUGAACUGUCUGUGGGCAGAGGCGACGUGGUCAAAGUGUUGGAACGAGGAGGAGACGGUUGGUGGAUAGUGGAGAGGGACGGGCUGACUGGACUGGUGCCAGGAAACUAUCUGGGCAAAAUCUGAGCGCACGCACACGCACACAGAAUGGCAAAACACACAUUGCCACACACCAAAACAAAUGCAUUUGCUUUCAAAAAGUCAAGUAUGCCUCAUGUGUCACAUUUGCAAAACUACUUACAUGACACAUAAUGAUGAUGAUUCAUUCAUCAGCACUCAAAUGUCCUCGAUAUGCGCUCUUCUCAAACUGAUCUCCUGGUUUUCUGAACCUGUACUGAAAAUCUAUCAUCAUUUAGCACAGUAGAUAGUCCUGGUCGCUGAAACAUGCAUUGGGAAUAUUCAUAGCCAUUUGCUUAUGGCUGUAGUUAAGUUAGAACCCUGCUACCUCAUGCGUUGUAGAGGCUGGGAUUGUUAUCGUCUUCACUCCCUGUAGCUACAACUCUGCACAUACAUUGUCACAGGACUGAGGAAUCGUAAAUGAUCUGGUAGUGUUAAUUUUUGAAAACACAAAAUGACUUCCACUACCACUCUUGUCAGUCUGCCAAACAGAAUAUUCUUUUUUAAGAAUAUUUUUGUCUUUGACAGUCAGAGAAGGUUAACUUGCUGUUAGUAGAACAAAUGUAUUGUACCUAUGACAGCUAGGGUUUAAAUAAUAAUGAAAUAAUUUCACAAAUAAUCUGAACUCUGAUCAUGGAUCAUCGCACCACCGUCAAGGUCGCUGUAUUUAGCAAUGAAAAAAUAACAAAUUCUCUCCAACUGGGAAGAAAAUCAAGUGGUGGUACGUCAAGACUAUUCGGUUUGGUUUGUUUUUUUUACAAAUGAAUAAUGCAGCAUGUCUGAUGAUGAUCCAGCAGUGGGCAGUGCUGGUUUGGUUUUGUCUCUCAGGUUUUAUGUCUCCAUUUUCUUGUUCUUUUUUUGCAUGUUUGUGAGCUGGGGAAGAUAUUGUCAUGUUUGUGUAAUGUCUGCCGAUGAUAAGGUUUUUCCGGAACUGCUGGGAGGAUCAUCAGUUACUGCGUAGAUCAACAUACAAUAAAGUAAUUUACAUAGUCUAUACAAGUUUAUAACAUUGAAGAAACAUAUUUACCAAUUGAUGGCACAGAUACUUGUUGUGACAGAUAAAAUAUCUAAUUAUAACCUCUGAAUGUGGUUCAACUGCAAAUAUAACCAUGUGGAUAAAAUGGCAAUGAAACAGU